Molecule: messenger RNA, 1677 nt
Organism: Dimorphilus gyrociliatus
Lineage: Eukaryota; Metazoa; Annelida; Polychaeta; Dinophilidae
Source: the annotation of a GenBank genome assembly
UAAUAAUAUUAGUGAAGAGAAAAGAAAAAUCGAUUGUUUAUGAUUCGAGAUUCUUUUCUGUCUUUCUUUUUGGUUAAUAAAUUGAAUUUACAAAGGAAGAAUAAGAAUGAAGUGAGAUAGAAUGAGAUAGGUAGAUAGAUAAUUAUAUUCGCUUUGGUAAGGCAUUGUUUCGUACGAAAUAACUGAGGGAGGUUAUGAGUGCUAAUAAUUCGCUACACACCAGAUGGAGCUAUUUGAGACCCAUUUCCGUUGUUAGCACGUGCUAAUUAGGGUAUUGUUACGCUAGACCUAAGUUGAAUAACUUAACCUUACGAUAUGAGGUAAAGUUAUUUUAGAAAGUUUAAACUAACUUGCUUUCAACUAGUUUACGCUUUAACAGUUUUUCUUAUUCAAAUAAUUAAUGUAGUCGGCAAGUGUUGCUUAUUAACCCAAAUUAUCUAUUCCACCACUCGAGCGAUAUUAAGUUAGACGGCUGAUGAAGAAAAUUUUAUGAACUUCUCUCAAACAGAUAAUUUUGUUUCUUUUUAGCGAAAUUGAUAUCAAGAGGAAAAUUAGAGGAAGAGGAAGAGGAAGGGGGACGUUUCUGUACAAAGACCUUGCGGCUAACCAUGAAAAUCGGCCGGGUGGUGCUACCAGUCACCGCGAGUGUUCGCAGCCAAAAAUGCAAAAUGAUUUUGAAGGCGUUUCUAAACGAAUGAAUGACUUGAAAGUGAACGAGAACAAUAACGAAUCGAAAAAUGCUGAAAGACCUGGUAUGAAAUUCAAAGCCUUGGCUUCCUACAAAAGGAACCUGGGCUCACCCAUUGGAGAUGAAAUUAAUCUCCAAGGUAAUAUCUUGUACACUUUCGUGAGCAAGCAUCCUAAUUGUGAAGGAUGGUGGAAAGUUACGAACGAGGAGGGAGCAUGUGGCUAUGUGCCAGGUAAUAGGCUUACUCCCUAUAAAAAACCUACAACACUUCCUUGGCUUGAGAAUAAACGAGAAGAGCAGGCAAACGAAACGCCUUUCUUCGGAGCGCUACCCCCAAAAGCCACACCUUACGUGCCUACUUACAAUCAUAAGGGGCUAACUGAGUUGGCCGCAAACAAGGGACCCGAGACGUACUAUUGUGAAAUAUGUGAUAAGCAAUUAAACGGGCCUCGACCUUUCACUGCUCAUCUAGCAAGUAGAGGUCAUAAAGAAGAAGUUGAAUUACGGGCAAUCUACGGAAACUAAGAAAUUUAUUUUCUGCCAAUAGGUUGUUAAUAAUUUAUGGCCGCUUAAUACAGCUCUAAUGUUUUGGUGCAUAUCUAUUAUAACUAGUUUCUGUUUAUACUAUGACAAACAAGUCUAUAGCGUAUUGAAUUGUGUUCCUCGGUUUUCCUCGCUUUAGCUUUUAUCGAUUUUUUCUUUCUUACUCAUGCAGUCUACCACUUAUUUCAGAUUUUCUUGUUUGCCAUGAUUCUUUAAAUAAGGCAUAUUACCUCCGCCUUGACAAAUACUUCCUUUAUUACAAUUUAAUGGUAGGAACAUUGUGCAUACGAAGUCCUUGUAAUUUCUUUUUGAGAGAGCAUGACAAAACCACAAAUAUCUAUUAUUAAGAGUGUAAAACGACCUAGUAACGUCGCAACUGACAAGUGCGAAUAUAUAAUAAAAAGCAAAAAUUAAAGCUAAAAAUAUCUCUUUUAAUUGGAUUUACC